UUUAAAAAUAACAUGUGUCCCUGUCCUCUCUACACACAAAAAAUUAAGUGGUUCCUACCCACUUUACACACAUAACUCACGCAUUGGAUGGUUUUUUUUUUUUUCAAAUUCAGGAGUAGUUCGUAAACCCAAAACCCUUCUUCUGUUCCUCUGUUUGUUCCUCCAAACGUCGAAUGAUUUCCCAUUUUCCCUCUUCAAAUUAAUCUCACUUUCUAUUCAGAUCCGAGAAUUCCUUAAUAUCAUUUGUCUCGAUUUUGGUUGGAGGCUCAGGCGGCGGAAUUAAUGGCGUACAGGCAGAUAAUCACAGCUCGAGCGAAGUUCUUCUAUCAACAUCGACAACGAAUUUCUCCUUCAAUUUCUAAUAUUCAUAGCGACGAUGAUGAUUCUCACGAAUUGCGAGCGAAACCGAUCUCGAAUUAUCCCGAAAUCGGGAAGUAUAUCCACAACCGAUUUUUUGUGGGCAGAGAUAAUAAUUUCAGCAAUUACCGCCUUCCGACAAGCGCGCUUCAAGCUAGGAGAUUUGCUGUUCCGGCGGGAUUUGGAAUUUGCUACGGCCGGAAUUAUUCGAGUGCGAGCGUUGGAGAAGUGUCUGCUGAUAAAAUUGAUGUUCUGAAUGAUGUGGUUGUUGUGCUGGGGGAUAAGGCUGUGGAGGCUGCUCCAGCGAUGACUGAGGUGGCCAUUGCAGCCGCGGAUUCGUUUGCUACAGUGGCCGCCCUCCAGAAUUUGAUUGAAUAUAUACACAGCUUUACUGGUUUUAAUUGGUGGGCAUCAAUUGUUGUGACCACUCUUAUUAUUCGUUGGCUUCAAGUUCCUCUUCUCAUAUAUCAACUGAAGUGCUCUUCAAAAUAUGCUCUUUUACAAUUACAACCAGAGAUGAAGGCAAUUAGGGAAGAAAUGCAAAAUAAGGGCAUGAUGAAUUAUUUUAACCCCAUUGAUGUUGCUGAAGCUAAAAAGAAAAUAAACGCACUAUACAAGAAAUAUGGUGUAUCCCCCUUCACCCCUAUAAUGGGAGUCAUGGUACUUUUAAUUAGAGCUCCCAUUGCUUCCUCUUUAUUCUUUGCCGUUAUGAACAUGGCUGAAAAAGUUCCAUCUUUUAGGGAUGGUGGAAUAUUAUGGUUUACAGAUUUGAGUACUCCGGAUAGCUUAUAUAUAUUUCCAGUUUUGAUUGCACUGACGUUAUGGAUUGCAGUGGAGAUUGAUGCAGUAGAAGGUAGGGAAGGCGAACCUACUUCUGCUACCAUGAAAAAUGUCAUGAGGGGCAUUGCAGUAUUGUCAAUUCCUUUCACUGCAGUUUUCCCGAAGGCUAUAUUUUGUUAUUGGAUGACCUCCAGCCUGUUUUCGCUGGCGUAUGGUUUAGUGUUAAAGAGACUUGAAGUUAAGAAGUUGUUGGGUAUACCAGAUAUACCUGUCGCACCACCUUCAACUAACCAGAAACCUUUCUCAUUUUCCGAAAUUCCCGAACAUCUAGAGAAACUUGUUGCAACUAGCCGAGCCAUGGCCCAAAGACAGUUGGAGAGUCGGAGAAUAGCCUUUUCAGCUGCCCUUAGAAGGAUUGAGGAGUUGGAGAAAAAAGUAAAGGAAGAAAGGGAGGGAAGAAAAGGUGAUUCAUAGGUAAAUUAAGGUGAUAGUAAAACCUAGAUAAAAUAAUAUGGAUUGACUGAGAUUAUUAUUACUGUUUUAUUUAUGUGUUUGGUAGGUUAAAUAAUAUUCUUGUUUGGUAGACAAAAUAUAACUUUAGAUUAAAUUAGUAAAUUAUUAUUUUAACCUCAAA
Molecule: messenger RNA, 1771 nt
Organism: Salvia miltiorrhiza (redroot sage)
Lineage: Eukaryota; Viridiplantae; Streptophyta; Magnoliopsida; Lamiales; Lamiaceae
Product: mitochondrial inner membrane protein OXA1-like
Exons: 9
Coding region: 283-1611 (442 amino acids)
Biological process (GO): protein insertion into mitochondrial inner membrane from matrix; mitochondrial respiratory chain complex IV assembly
Cellular component (GO): mitochondrial inner membrane
Molecular function (GO): membrane insertase activity
Source: RefSeq, a predicted model, not a curated record